Adineta steineri is the source of this 1830-nucleotide messenger RNA. The record is from the annotation of a GenBank genome assembly. Lineage: Eukaryota; Metazoa; Rotifera; Eurotatoria; Adinetida; Adinetidae.
AUGUUAAAACGUAUAAAAGUACAUGAUCAGCAUGAAGGUGAAAUUUUCGUUCAAAAGAAGAGGCAUACUCCAUCAAAUAUGCCUAUGAUCGUAUCUAACAUGAUUUCUGAUGAUAUGCCAGAUCAACAUUCAGAAUUCUUUACUCAUUUAAGUUAUUUUGCUAUUUCUACUAUUGAUAUUGAUGGUAGACCCUGGGCAACAAUUAUUGUUGGUUCACCUACAACACUUAUUCGUGCUAUAUCAGAAAUGGAAUUAAAUAUUUCUGCUGUUCUACCAAAAGAUGAUCCAUUUUUAUCCAGUAUAAUAAAUACAGUUAAUUCACCUUAUCGUUCUUUUGCUGGUAUUGGUGUAGAUUUUAGUAAUCGUCGAAGAAAUAAAGUAGCUGGAUUUAUUGCAACAUCCAAUAUUGUCAAUGAUACACUUAAUAUGUCUUUAUUAACCAAUGAAAAUGUAGGCAAUUGUCCAAAAUAUAUUACAAUUAGGAAAUUAGAAUAUUGCAAAAGAAAUCCACAAAUAGCAGCUGAUUAUCGAAAGACAGAUAGAAUUUCUUUCAAUCAAGAAUGUUUAGAUAUUAUUAAUCAAGCUAGCACCAUCUUUCUAGCUACUCGACAUACGAGUACAAUGUCCGAUAAUACUUCUGAUCUUGGCAUAAAUCAUCGUGGUGGAUAUCCUGGCUUUGUUCGAACUUAUGAAGAAAAUGGACAUACAUAUAUUGUUAUUCCAGAUUAUUCAGGAAAUCGAUUCUAUCAAUCUCUUGGAAAUAUUGAAACUGAUCGAGUUGCUGGUAUUGUAUUUCCUUGUUUUACAUCGGGUGAUAUGCUUCAUGUAACUGGUAUUGCUGAAAAUAUUUAUGAUGAUGAAGCUGAAUGUAUUAUGCCUCGUAUAACUUUAUUAACUAGAAUUAAAUUAACUGGAUAUGUAUGGAUUAAAGAAGGUCUUAAUUUGAAAUUAAUUGGUCCUGAACAAUAUUCUCCAUAUAAUCCACCAAUUCGUUAUCUUGCUAUAGAACUUGAAAAAAUGGGUAAACCUUCAACAGUAUCUACUAGAAAUGCUAAACUAAUAGAAAUCAAAAAAUUAACAAAACUUAUUUCAAGAUUUACAUUUGAAUUAGAAGAGAAAGUUUCAUUUAAACCCGGUGGAUAUGUUAUUUUGGAUUUUGCACAUUUAAUUCCACAAACAUAUCAACAUAUGAACAAUAAUAAUCCUCAAUCACUCAAUGAUGAUUAUAUUCGAACAUGGACUAUUUCUUCAUCUCCUCCAUUUAAUUCAAAUACUAAUACAUUCGAUGCUACAAAUCAAAUAUCAUGUACGAUUAAACAUUUACCCAAAGGUAUGAUAUCCUCUUUAUUACAUUCUCAAUCCAAUGAUCAAAAAUCACCACUCAGUUGCAAAUUUCUUGGUGUAGGAGGAGAAUUUACAUGUUUUGAUAAUACAAAUCAGACUUCUCAAAAACUUUUAUUUAUUGCGGCUGGUAUUGGUAUUACACCACUCUUAGCUAUGUUUGAAGCUCUAUCUCAAACGAAGCAAAAGACUGAUAUUGUUGUUUUAUUUUCUGGCCGUGGUGAUGAAAUAGAUUUACUCAAAGAUUUUAUUUCAUCUCCACUUGUUUCAAGUAUAACCAUGUUCGAUUCUACUGGUGCUAAUACAUCUAAAUCUUUUCAAGUGUUCAAUAGACGAAUUCAAUGCGAUGAUUUUCUAAAUGUUUCAGAUUUGAUGAAUAGACAAGUUUAUCUUUGUGGACCUACUCAAUUUAUGGUUGAUAUUACUUCAUGGUUAAAUCAAACUGGUUUAAAAUCAGAUCAAAUCAAGACGGAAUCAUUCUUCUUUUAA